AUGACGUCAAACAUUGCAAAGUCAUUGAAUGCGAUAACAAAAGAUGCAAGAGAGCUGCCCAUAGUAGACCUAUUAGAGUACAUGAGGACUCUUCUUGAAAGUUGGAAUAAUGAAAAGUUAUUGAAAGCAAAGGGUACAUUUACAUACCUUGGGGAAAAAUACAACAAAGAGUUGGAGGACAACAGGACAUUAUCGCAGAAGAUGAGAGCGACGGCUUCAACAGACCACAUCAAUACAGUGUUAGACGGUGUGAAGUGCUUUAUUGUUUGCCUUCAAAACAAGAAAUGUAUUUGUGGACAGUUCCAACUUGACGAACUUCCUUGUCCACAUGCUUUGCGGCCUUGA
Messenger RNA from Nicotiana attenuata, 345 nucleotides. RefSeq lists its product as uncharacterized. The transcript has 2 exons. NCBI's taxonomy places the organism in Eukaryota, Viridiplantae, Streptophyta, Magnoliopsida, Solanales, Solanaceae. The coding region runs from base 1 to 345 and encodes 114 amino acids. The record is from RefSeq and is a predicted model, not a curated record.